Molecule: messenger RNA, 972 nt
Organism: Ascoidea rubescens DSM 1968
Lineage: Eukaryota; Fungi; Ascomycota; Saccharomycetes; Ascoideales; Ascoideaceae
Product: SUN domain-containing protein
Exons: 1
Biological process (GO): fungal-type cell wall organization
Cellular component (GO): fungal-type cell wall; cell surface
Source: RefSeq, a predicted model, not a curated record
UCCACUCUUUCAACCGCAUACUCUUCCACCUCUUCUACUACCUCCUACUCUGCUCCAUCUACAGCAUCAUCCUACUCUUCCUCCUCCUCUUCCAAAUCUUCAACCUCUGCAAAAGCUUCUUCUACCUCCUCCUCUUCCGAUGGUUUAACCUCCGGCAUUGAUGGUGACUUGUCUGCCUUCUCAGGUCCUUCCUCCAAGUUUGUUGAUGGCACCAUCAAAUGUUCUGAAUUUCCUUCUGGUCAAGGUGUCGUUGCAAUUCCAUGGGUUGGUCUAAGUGGUUGGACAACCAUCAUGAACAUGGAUGGCGAAACCUCUUUCUCCUGUGAAGAUGGCUUUUACUGCUCCUACGCCUGUCAACCUGGUAUGUCAAAGACCCAAUGGCCCUCUGAACAACCUUCCAAUGGUAUUUCCGUUGGUGGUCUAUACUGCGACAACGGCUACUUGAAGAGAUCAAACCAAGACUCUGACUACUUGUGUGAAUGGGGCCACGACUCCUCUUAUGCCGUCAACAAACUAGACAAGGUCGUCUCCCUUUGCAGAACUGACUAUCCAGGAUCAGAAAACAUGAACAUUCCAACUCAACUAGGUGCUGGUCAAUCCAAACCAAUCUCCGUCGUUGAUUCUGACACCUACUACACCUGGAAAGGUGGAAAGACUUCAACCCAAUACUACGUCAACAACGCCGGUGUCAACGCUGAGAAUGGCUGCAUUUGGGGUACUAGUGCUGGCGAUGUUGGUAAUUGGGGUCCUCUCGUUCUCGGCGCAGGCUACACAAAUGGUGUUACCUAUCUCUCUCUUAUCCCCAAUCCAAACAACCUCGUUGCUCCAAACUACAGUGUUGAAAUCUCUGCCUCUGGUGACUCAACUGUUGUCGGCGAGUGUUCUUACGUAGAUGGUGUCUAUGUCGGUAGUUCCACUGAUGGUUGUACCCUCUCAGUUACAAAAGGCUCUGCAAACUUUGUUUUCUACUAA